AUUAAUAAUGGCAGAAACAAAACAGAGUAUUUCACUUUCUGUUCACCCUUCAAGCUGUUUGGUUGAUGAAAAAAUUGAAAUAGAUGUUAAACACUUGCCUGCUAACUCUAAAGUUACUCUUCAUGGACGUCUCAACUCCGAUGAUGGGGUUGAAUGGGAAGCGUUUGGCCAUUACGUCAGUGAUUCUUCAGGAACUGUUAAAGUUUCCAGAGAUAAAAGUGAAGGUGGGACUUUUGAGGGAAUUGAACCUAUGGGACUUCUGUGGAGUAUGAGACCGGUUGCUGAAAGUAAACCAGGUUGCAGAUUUCAGAAAAGCAAUGUCCAAACACCAGUUAAGGUGCUCAUUUCUGUAUAUGAGGGACACAUUGCUAAAGUCUAUAAGUAUCAAACUCCCCUCACAUCAGCUCCUGUCGAGCGCUGGUAUUUGGCUUCAGGCGUCCAGAGGGUUGAAGUCACAGAGAAGGGAAUAAAAGGAACCCUAUUCAUUCCUUCAGGUUCUGGACCUUUUCCUGCUGUGCUAGACCUGUCUGGAGGACAGGGGGGUCGAGCAGAGCACCAUUCGGCUCUCUUGGCAUCCCAUGGCUAUGUCUCAUUGGCCCUGGAGUACAUUGGGUUUCUUAACGCUUCGGGAAAACUCGAGCAUGUGGAUAACACCUACUUUGAGACGGCGUUUGCAUGGCUAAAAAAACAUCCCAAAGUUUGUCCUGACAAAGUGGCCAUGAUGGGGAUGUCAUUUGGUGUCUCUGUAACAUUGGCCAUGACUGCAUACUCAGAGAUAAUACAGCCCAGGUGUGUGGUUUGUGUUAAUGGAGAUCACAUCAUGCCGCUCAAUGGAUCUUUGGCAGAUGUCUAUGCAGGGCUCCAACAGAACGUUGGCAAAAUCCGAUAUGAUGAAAAAAUGAGAUUGAUUUGGCGAGAUCUGUUGCUGCCGAUUCCCGAAGACCCUACCAAGAAAAUUGAGAUGAGCAAGAUCAACUGUCCUGUUUUAUUAAUUGUUGGUGAAGAUGAUCAAAACUGGCCGUCUUCGGAGUCAGCAGCAGAUAUAAGAAAGAUGAUGGAGAAAGCUGGAAACAGUCGUCUGCUGACUCUUCUCUCGUAUCCUGGCGCGGGUCACCUGAUCGAGCCGCCCUACAGUCCUCACGUCCGAUUCAGCCACUUCAAGUUGCUGGAGGCGAAAACCAAAGUGAUGAUGGUGUGGGGAGGAGAGACUGUGUCUCACAGUCAGGCUCAGGAGAAGUCCUGGCAGAAGACGUUGGCUUUUCUUGAAGAACAUCUAUAUGACAACCUCAGAGAGAUCACCCAAUGCUAGCUGUGAUGUGCAAUGAAAAGUAAUGUUUUGGGGUUAUCGACCCCUAUCUAUUACAAAUACAGUAUGUCCUUUAGGUAAAAAAAUUAUAUGUGAUUAUUUAUAAAUCAAGUGUAAAGCUGUAAUAGUGACUUAUUCAGAUUGACAGAUGUUUUUGUGUUGUUGUUCAGUAAAACUGCCAAAGCGAUUUAAAC
Molecule: messenger RNA, 1500 nt
Organism: Paramisgurnus dabryanus
Lineage: Eukaryota; Metazoa; Chordata; Actinopteri; Cypriniformes; Cobitidae
Gene: acot19
Product: acyl-CoA thioesterase 19
Biological process (GO): fatty acid metabolic process; acyl-CoA metabolic process
Molecular function (GO): fatty acyl-CoA hydrolase activity
Source: RefSeq, a predicted model, not a curated record